Molecule: messenger RNA, 6674 nt
Organism: Struthio camelus australis
Lineage: Eukaryota; Metazoa; Chordata; Aves; Struthioniformes; Struthionidae
Gene: CD14
Product: CD14 molecule
Biological process (GO): cellular response to lipopolysaccharide; toll-like receptor 4 signaling pathway; positive regulation of cytokine production
Cellular component (GO): lipopolysaccharide receptor complex; membrane raft; external side of plasma membrane
Molecular function (GO): protein binding; lipopolysaccharide binding
Source: RefSeq, a predicted model, not a curated record
UGGGCCCUGGGCAGCCAUAACCCCGUACCCCUGAUCCCGCUCCUCACGGAAGGUGACCCCCGGUGCCUGGGUGGUGGGACAGCUCUUCUCCUGCUGCGUGGGGUGGGUUAGUCGGCCGUGGGCAGCCCUGGCGGCACGAGCCGAGGUGGUGUUCCCAGUCCGUCAGGCAGCGGGGACGUCCAGGCCAAGGUCUGGCUGUCCGAGAGGCAUAAAGACGUGAAACAUGCUGAGAUGCCAACGGGUCAUCCCUGCCAACGGCUCCCCCCAGGAGCUGGGCCACCGCCAUCCACGGCCAGGGCAAACACAGCUGCACUGUUCAGUCACAGAGAUCGCGUGGUGGCCAUCUCCCUGUCAGCACUGGGUCAUGCUCUGCCUUGACCUCCACAGGUGUCGUGCUGGGCCCUCACAUGGAAAUACAGAUGUGAGCAUACAAAGGUAACAGAAACUACCAAGAGGAUGAACUUGAGCCUUGCAGGGCUGAAACCAGUCAGCCUCCAGGCUCAGGCAAGGUUUCCAUCUCCACAGGGGUGGAUUUCAUUCUCGAGGAAUCCAGAAAAGCCCAGAGACUCACCAGCAACAUAAGGCAAUGGGUCUCAGUGUCUUCCACAGUAGAAAUUACAACCAGAAGGAUGUCAUCCAAAGGACAGGUGCAAAAUCAGAUGUCUUUGAAGCUGAAUGUGGCUGACUGCUAAGGAGAUGGAAGAGCUCAGUUUUCACAAGAAGAAGCUGUUUGGGCAAAUUUGCAGCAGAUAGCAAGAAUAGGGAAUUAAAAAGUACCAGACCCAGAGAGUUAGAGGUAUUGAUUUCACUAAGGGAAGUAGUGAGGAGAACUCAAAAAGGCUGCAACAACUUUUCAGCAAUUUGCAUGGAAGCAGUUUCAUGUAACCCAAGAAUGGAGAAGGGGAAUUGCUGGAUUGCUCAAGAAGAGGAAGUGAAAUUAGUGCAACAGUAAGACCAAAAUGCUGAGAGCAAGAAAAGGAACCGCAGUGGGUGAAACAACCGGAAGGAGAUCUUCCCUUCGCCCACCCCAGAAAGACAGUGCCAGAGAGCCUGGACCAGGCAUGCUGUGCCCGAGAGGUUCUUGCGCUGAUCAUGUCUUUCAUCAACAACGAACCAGGAAUUGCGUCUUCCAGAUGUGCUGAUUCAUUGUCUUUCUGAAACCUUUUAGUAACAGAGAAAUCCUUGUGGAGGAAAACCAGGAUCUUCCAAAAUACCCAGCGAUCUCUGCUCGCCGACUGGCAGCAUUAAAAUUUGGAGCAGUCACUGCCACUGGUAAUUACCUCUGGAGCACAGGGCAGAUGGUGUGGUUUCCUUGGCUGAGCCAAGGAGCCAGCUGGCCAAGGAUGCCCAGUCUUGGGUGAAGAUGUGCCCUUUGCAGCACUGGGCUGUGCAGUGUGGAGCAGGUUGUGUGAGAGGCUGAUGGGGACGAAGAAUAUUUUGUCAGUAGAUGUCCUCAUCCUAUGUGGGACGUGGAUCCAGGGACUAUCUGGAGGCAGGGUAUGACAAUCCUUCUUCAUUGGCAGCUGUGGGGUGCUGACCACCCAGCAGGCUCGGGUGCAUUCAGGCACCCCAACCCCACUGUUCCCCGAUCCUUCCUAGGAAAGCUGGGACUAUUGGCACUUACACCAAAACCCCUCCCUGCCUGCAGCCAAGGACAACCGUCGUUAUCUGGGAGCCCUGUGCUGCAGGGAAGUGGACCAGAAGUGACUUGGGGUGGUUGCUUUCCGUGGCACAGGCGGCCCCUUUGUGCUCAGGAAGUUCCUCAGCAGGAGUGGUGCAGCACCCGGGAGCCUGUUGCCACGUGUCUGCCAGCCCCGGGUGCGUGGAUCAAGGUGGGUGGUGCAGAGGGGGUUCAUUAAACACAAGCAGGACAGGGCUGCGAAAGAAGAAACAGCUGGAAGGCACCUGCAGGCCGUAAAGUCUCCUUAGGCUGGAGGCAGGGGAAGAUCUGGCUCUGGAGAGCAGAGUGCUUGCAGAGCUUUUGGCACCUGAACCUAGGAGUUGGCAGCAGCAAGAGGAAGCAGCCACAAGAGCAGGGAAAGAUUUCAGUCGUGACCUGGCCGGCUGAUUGCCAUGAAUGCGGCCAUCCUCCUUCUGCUGGGGCUGGGUCUGGUGGAGGGAGAAGGCAGGUGCUUCUUCAACCGCACUGAGGAGCAUUGCGUGUGCCACAGCCUGUCCCAGGAGAGCCUUUCGAGCAUCAUCCAGUGCCUCCCGGCCUCUGUCGUGGAGUUUUGGGGGGGAGACCUGGAGAGGUAUGCAGCCUUAACCAUUAGCGACCUGCAACCCUCCGUCAUUGACAUGCUGGAAACCCUCAACAUCAGGAAACUUGUCUUUGGUGACCUCCUGGUGCCUGAGGUCCUCCUCGCCCAAGUGUUGAAGUUCUUCUCCUACACCCAGGUGCAGGAGCUGGUAUUUGAGAGCUGCAAUUUUGUGGGGAGAAGCAACUGGACCGAAAUGGCCGGGCAGAACUUGCCCAUAUUGAACCUGCGCUUCCACAACGUGACAUCAGCCCCUCUGACAGGCCACGAGCAGGGCUUCUCCAGCCUGAGCGGCUGGCUGGAGACCCUGCAGGAGUUGGCAGUCACCAGCUCCCAUGUCACCGCUCUGCCCUGUGCCAUCGGCAGGGUGUUCAGAGGUCUGCGCUCCCUGGAUGUGGCGCAAAACAGCCUCAGGGAUGAGAGCUUGAUGCCCGCCUUCUGCGAGGGUGCAUUCCCACAGCUCCAGCUACUGAGUUUGCAACGCAACAACCUGACAUCCUACCACAGCGUGUGUGAGAGUCUGCAGCUGCUGCACGAGCUCCAGCAUUUAGACCUCAGCGAGAACAAGCUCAUUGCUGGUCUGGCUUCCUCCUGCCAGUGGCCGAUGUCCCUCCGAGUCUUUAACUUGUCUGGCACCGGCUUGGAUGAAGUCCUCACACCUCUGCCUCCCAAUCUAGAAGUGUUGGACAUGAGCUGCAACCACCUCCGUACUUUAGACAUCUCUCUUGCCUCCCUGAAGAUGCUCUUCCUCAGCCAAAACAUGCUGCGAGAUGUCUCCUUCGUUAGGAAUUUCCCCAGGUUGGAAAUCCUCCAUCUAGAUUACAAUUUGAUCCCAGAGCUGCCAUGGGAUGAGCUGCGGAUCCUGGGGCACCUGAGGGAUGUGACCGCAGCUGGAAACCCCUACAACUGCUCGUGCUCCGGGGCCGCGGGGAUCCAGAUGCUGGCAGGAAUGGUGCACCUUGGGCCGGGCUGGCCCCGAGACUAUGUGUGCCAUUCGCCCCCUCGAUACCAGGGUGUUUUGGUGAAGGAUGUACCUGUCUCAGUACUGCAGUGCAACAGUGCUGCAGUGAUCACUCCCAUCUGUGUUAUCCUUGCCUUACUCUGUGUGGCUGGAGCAGUCUACCUGGCCCAAUCCAGGUCCGGGCUGUUUCAGGCCUGCCGUAGGGCUGUGAAGGGAUCGUAGUACCGUUCCCAUCAGUGCUUCCUCUACAGCAGCUCAGCCAUGGCAUAUUCAGCUCCAGGGGCUGCAAGGCCAGGAGCUGAAUAUGCCCAUGGCAAGACUCACAUGACCCCAACGUGCUAGUGGGAAAUUCUUUGGGAUCCCCAGUCCAGCCUCCCCCACGGAGUAGGACUGUCCUAGCCAUUAACUCAGGGUGGCCACAGCUUUGUCUGGCCAAAUCUUGGAAAGCCCCAAGAAUGGAGUUUGCCCUCACUGUGCUUUGUCCCAGGGCUGCACCCUCCUGGAAAGAUUUUCCUAAUGUCCAACCUGAACCUCCUAAAUCCCACUUUGCACCCAUUGCCCCUGUGAUCUCAUCUGCCCCGAGCAAGACGAGUUUGGCUCCACCGUGCUUGCACCUCCCUCCAAGUAGCUGCAGGCUCCUCUUAGAUCCCUCCGAGGGUCAUCUUGGCUGGACGAUCCCAGACCAGCUCCCCCCACCUCUCUCGUAGCCCUGUGCCCCCCAGCACAGUUGUCCCGGCAGCCUCCACAGGUCUCUCUCCUGCUCCUCCACCUCUCCUGACCUGGGGGCUCCAGACUGGGCCAUGUCUGCAAGGAUGUCUGGUUUGUGAGGAUAUCUGCCUAAUUGCUAUUGAGCAUAAGAGAAAAAACACAAGAAAGGAAAAGUGUACGCAAACCCUAACGAGCAGGAGAUAAUGGAGACAGUAACAAAGACCAGAGCUCUCAAGGCACUGGUGGGUGACCCUCCCGUGUGACCUCAAAGAGGUUGAACUGCAAACUUUUAAUUGUUAAGAAGAAGAAAACAGGUUUAUUCUGGGUUAUCAGAAUGGGUCUCAUAGGAAAGACCACACUAAUUAUGGGAUGUUGAGGGGGAUUGUGGGAGCGUGCAAAACUUACUAUAGGAUGUUUAAGAGAAGUAUCAAAGCUGAAAGGGAGGGGUCAUGGUGAGUGGCUGGGGAAGAAACAAGCAUGGAAAAAUAGAGAGGAUGGAGGAGAAAAGGGGCUGGUUGCAGGUAAGCAGGGCUGGUCAAGAUGCUUGUCUGGCUGAGCCCUGCACCUGGUCCCCACAUUUUCUGUGUGAUCUCCCUCUCUGUACUUUGUGCAUGUGCGUGUGUGUAUAUUGGUUGUGUUACCUGCUUGUGUUACCUGCUAGCAAACAGCUGGAUGACCCAUUGAGUAGGAAACCAGAAUAUAGAAAGACCCAAGGUCAGAGUUGGAGACUGGAUAAAUCUGGCCCAGGGUCCAGGCAUGAAUCCUGGAUGGUUUUGGGGUCUGCUGAAGGGUUUGAGGGCCUGCGGGUGUGCGUGUGCCUGGGGAUUGAGAGUAUGUGCCACCGCUGAAUGUCAGUCCUGAUCAGUUGGAGGGGAAGGAUGGGGUCAGGCCACUCAUGUGCUCGUGUUCAUGUGAGUGCUAUAGCUGUUUAGGUGGGUGAUGGUAAAGGCGUGUUUGAUCCUUGGGGCUGGCUAUGUCCGUACUGUGGGUUUGUAUUUGCAUUUUUUUGAAUUUGCACUCAGCCUCACUGCCAGCGUGACCUGGGAAUGGGGAGCAGCAGCCUCCAUCUAGUGAACCAGGAAGGAGAAAUCCUAAGACUUGCCUUCCCUUAGCAGCACCCAGAUGAGGCCUCUGCCAAGCCAAGGGGAUGAUCCAAACCCUUACUUCACUGGCCAUGCUCCUCCUGACAGAGACCCAGAUGCCAUUUGCCUCAUUUACAGUGAUGGCUCAUGUGCAACCUGACAUCACCCCCACUCCUGAAGACGUUUGGGGAAGCAGAGGUUCGGGGAAGCAGGGGCAGCUCCAUAAUCUCCUUCUGCAAAGGGGAAUAGUGGCAGACACGACACAAAUGUUUGCAACUCCCUGUGGUGCCUGAUCCCAUCCAAAUGCAGGGGGCAGGGGCUGUCCUGGGACCUCUCUCCUGUCUCCCACAGUCUGUAUUUCCCUGUAGUGUGGAGACCCUGGCUUCAGCAUUUCCUUUCGUGCUUUCUUGAUAUGACUGAUUUCAAAUAAAUGUGGUUCCAUGGUUUGUGGUUGCUCCUUGUGUCUAGAAAGCCUUCAUGGUGGUCCAGGGUCCCUCCUCUCCUGUUCCCUCAUUGCAAGGAUGUCACUGGUGGAGCUGGGAGCAUGCUAACAACCUGGCAAGUGGGGCCAGGUGCCCACUGGUCUCCCAUGGCCCCACUGGCUUCUGGAGUUGGGAGCAGUGCUGGGGGGAGCCAGGCUGCAGGGGGCAGGUGUCCCGGGGCACUUGGCCAACCCAGCAUCAAUUAUGCACGCGCGGCACCGAGAUGGCUCACCUUGCGGCCCAGCGAGAGCCCUGGCUACAAUUGCCCUCCCUGGCUGCUAUGUCUGAGGGCCUGGAGAAGCCCUCGGGGUGUCAUUGCCAUCAAACUGCCCCACGUUGAAUGAUCCCCAAUGUCGUCAGACCUCGCUACUCCUUCGCCAGUCAUGCUCGAUGUCGCAGGAUGUGACAUCUCCAGGCUGGGCUCUGUCCCUGCCCAUGCCUGACAUCCAUUAAUAAUGCAUGAAAACACGAUCACCCCAUGUAACCUCAUCCCCUGCCCUGUCCCAAACACCAGCUCCAAGUUUGCUCAUACUGAGCUGGUCAUGGAUACUGAGGAGGUGAGCGUCAUUGAGUGGGAGAGCAUGGGGUGGUUUGGGGGGAUCUGUCCUCUGCCUUCAGCAUGGUAUGGCCUGACACUGCGCAGUGCUGAGGGGCUCAUUCAGCUCCUUGCAGCUGCUGGGUGGUUGGGGCAGGACCCAGCUCACUCCCUCUUUACCACAUAUCCCUCCAGGCCGAGCAGGAUGUAUGCGUACGAGCAGCUGUGGGGCUCCACCAGGCAGCAGGUAGGGCCAGGGCCUGGGACAUGGCUGCCUGCAGCAUCCCAGCCCCUUUGGGCACCAGCCCUGCCUAAACCCCCUCCCCAGGGAACUGGGGUUGGGUGCUGCCACCUUGGGGACAGUGACAACUGUGGUGGCAUUGGGGACAAGGGUCCUACUGCUGGGACUGGCCCCGGGUGGCGGUGACAGGGAGUGGGCACCAUCCCCCAUACAGUGGCACUGAGCGCCAUGUUCACAGCGGGAGGGCUCGAGGUGAUGGGGGAUGUGCAACCCCUAGGACGUGGCUGCAAGGGGUGGGCAGAGCGAGGGCUUAUGGGGAUGGCCCCCUCCACACAUCACCCCCUGUUUCGUUUUACAGGGCCGGGGAAGAGCUGGGCAACCAGCAGUGAAGACCCUGCGCAGCUCCU